This is a messenger RNA of Momordica charantia (bitter melon), 3361 nucleotides long. NCBI's taxonomy places the organism in Eukaryota, Viridiplantae, Streptophyta, Magnoliopsida, Cucurbitales, Cucurbitaceae. The record is from RefSeq and is a predicted model, not a curated record.
AAACCAUUCAAGAAACAAUUGAAACUGCCGGCAUUCCCCAUAAUUUCCCAAUGAUUACAAAAACCCAUUUUUCCUCAUCCCAAAAGAUUUUUUGAAACAAAUAUCUGAAUACAAACUACAAUCCGUUACCACCACUACACCCAUAACCCAUGAAACGAAUUGAUUGUUGUUUGUGGGUGGGUCUGGGCAGGUGGAAGAGAAGCUGUCUUAUAAAGCGACUUUGAAGUAGGGAAGAAGGAAGCAGUGGUUAUCGUUAUCGUCGUCGUGGUGGCAUCCUUUUCCAAUAAUGGAAUUUUCAUUUGCCUUUAUUUUGCAGAGAAAUCUUGGAUUUGUUGUAAUCCAAACAGGGGAAUAUGGAUUGGGCAUUAACGUCCAGUGGAGUGGAAGCUUCUUUGACUGUUCUAAAGCGCAUUUUAACUCCUUUUUUUCUUCUUUCUUUCUUUCUUUCUCCUUUUCAAUUUGUUUUUUAAAAAGGGGUUUUGGAAAGUAAAGCAAAUGUGGUGGUGGUGGUGUUGGUGGUGGUAAUUGUAUUCAUUUCUGAAUGAUACAGAUCAAUGAUAUUAAAAGGAGAGGCCCCAAUGGUGCGAUGGAACAGAGAUUCUAAUGCUCAUUCGCAUUCGGAUUCCACCAUCAACURGCAGCAGCAGCAGCAGCUGCUGCUUAAUCUUAUUCUCUCUCUCUUAUUGCUUUUUCUCAGGAUUUUUUCACAUCCCACAUUGAAUUUUUCAUUCUAAAUGCUUCGUGGGACCCUUGCACUUGCUAUAGCCCCAUCAUAUUCACAUUGUUCCUAUUGUCAUUGAGUUCCCCCAUGAUUAGAUUAGAUUAUUUAACAAUGUGUGCUGCUUUUGUAAUCUCUAGCAUGAUCCAUUCUCUGGCUUUGCUUGUUUGCAGCAUUUGCAGCCUCAGAAGCUAUGUUUGAUGCUAGAGGAGGCAAGAGAUCCCCCUGUCAAUUAUUGUGUGAAGAAGGAGAUACUCCCAUGGCCAUGUCUCCAGUGCUCUAUAGAUGGAGUCCUCUAAGACGGAUCGUUCAGGGGCUGGUAUUAUUCUAUUUGUUGAGGUUGAAUUAUGCAUCCACGGAUCCUGAUGUGGAAGGAGAAGCUUUGGUUGAUUUUUUAGAGGCUCUAAAUGAUUCCAAUCAUCAGAUAACUGAUUGGAAUUAUCAUCUUGUAAGCCCUUGCUUCAGUUGGUCUCAUAUUGCCUGCCGAAAUGGAAAUGUCAUUUCCUUGAGCUUGGGUUCAGUGGGAUUUUCAGGAUCACUUUCUCAUUCAAUUACCAAACUGAAAUUCUUGGCUAGCUUGGAUUUGCAGAACAAUAAUAUAGUGGGUGUUCUACCAGAUUAUCUAGCUAACAUGACUCACCUACAGAACUUGAAUCUUGCUAAUAACAACUUUAAUGGCCCUAUACCUGUGGCUUGGGGUCAACUUUAUGGUCUUAAACAUCUGGAUCUCUCAGACAACAACUUGACAGGAGAAGUUCCAGCACAAUUGUUUUCAAUUCCAAUGUUCAAUUUUUCAGGAACUGGUUUAGCAUGUGGGCAUAGCUUGGAUAAACCUUGUGUCUCCACCUCUCCCCAUCGAGCUUCUGCAAAAAGUUCAAAAUUUGGGGUAGUAGCAAGUACUGCAAGUUGUGGGGGAUUCAUUCUUCUGUCAAUUGGUGCCUUCUUUGUUUAUAGAUGCUGCUACAUGCAUAAGCUUAAGGAUUCUAUGUUUGUUGAUGUUGCUGGUGAAGAUGACUGUAAACUUUCCUUUGGGCAAAUCAGAAGAUUUUCUCUGCGGGAAAUCCAACUUGCUACCGAAAACUUUAACGAAACGAACAUCAUCGGCCAAGGAGGCUUUGGGAAAGUAUAUAAAGGCGUCCUCUCGGAUGCCUCAAAGGUUGCCGUGAAACGGUUAACUGACUACAAUAGUCCUGGUGGGGAGGCUGCAUUCCUAAGAGAAGUUCAACUAAUAAGUGUUGCAGUGCAUCGCAAUCUCCUCCGAUUGAUCGGGUUCUGCACAACUGCGUCUGAGAGAAUCCUUGUUUAUCCCUUCAUGCAGAAUCUUAGUGUGGCGCAUCACUUGAGAGAUUUAAAGCCUGGAGAAAGAAGCUUGGACUGGCCCUCAAGGAAACGGAUUGCUUUUGGUGCAGCACAUGGUUUGGAGUACUUGCAUGAGCACUGUAAUCCCAAGAUCAUUCAUCGUGAUCUAAAGGCUGCAAAUAUCUUACUAGAUGACAACUUUGAAGCUGUUCUUGGAGAUUUCGGGCUGGCCAAGCUAGUCGAUACUAAAUUGACUCAUAUUACCACUCAAGUGCGCGGUACGAUGGGUCACAUUGCCCCUGAAUACUUGUCCACUGGAAAAUCGUCUGAAAAGACAGAUGUUUUUGGAUAUGGUAUAACGCUUCUGGAACUCGUCACCGGUCAACGAGCAAUUGAUUUCUCCCGCCUUGAAGAGGAGGAAGAUGUUCUUCUACUUGAUCAUAUAAAGAAACUGCAGAGGGAGAAUAGGCUUGGAGAUGUUGUGGAUAAAAACUUAAAGAGUUAUGAUGUGAAAGAAGUCGAAAACAUCGUUCAAGUGGCAUUGCUUUGCACCCAAAGUUCACCGGAGGACCGCCCGACGAUGGCGGAAGUUGUGAAUCUACUCCAUGGAGAAGGGCUGGCAGAUAGGUGGGCAGAGUGGAUGCAGCUGGAAGAGGUAAGAGAUCAAGAAAUGCCCUUAUUGUGCCACCAAUUUGUUUGGGGUGAAGAGUCAAGCCAUGAUCAAGAAGCCAUACAGUUGUCUAAAGCCAGAUAGAAAGAAAGAAAACCAUUCACUAUUCUCCAAUUUUGAAGCCAAGCUCUUAGGACAAGUCAAAAUUUACUCACAUUCUGAAAAAGGUAAUCAAUCUUCCUCUUUUGUAUAUAUGGUUGUUGAGCAUGGAGAUGGGAACUUAGGACCGACACGUAUAUCUAUAAUGAACAAUACUAGCCUACAUAAAGUAGUGGAGGGAGCUCCUACCGACUUCCUGAUGUGGCGUAUUUUUAUUGCAUUUAAUAGAUGAGUGGAUCUCACUAAGAUUUUUGAGCCAAUAAAGUUACUGUCACAUCAAAAAAGUUAGUUGGAGCUUAUACUGAUCGAGACGAGUAUGUAGUGUAGGUAGAUAUCUGUAAAACUAUAACAGAUGGACAUGUGGUCGUGAAUUGUGAUGACAAUAGCUUUAGGUUACAAUAUAUAGAAGUGUAUGGUCAGGGGAUUGUCUCGUGAGAUUAGUCGAGGUGYGCUUACGCGUAAACUGGCAUGGACAAUCACAGAUAAAAAAGAAAAAGAAAAAGAAUAUACAUGUGUAUGUAUGGUGAGCUUUUGAGGUUGUUAAAGCUACAAAGUAGCUAGUUGCUAUUUUUAUA